AUGUUUCAGGUUGGUGAGAUAAUUAGUACAUUUGAGAAGGAGGAGGAGUUCUAUUUGAAAGGUUUGAAGCUCAUCACUGUGGACUGUUCUUUUGCUGAGAGGCACCAUGCGGAAUUGUAUGCGAAUCCCUUUUUCAAUGGGUUGGUUGAAUACAUCAUUUAUGGUCCUGUUGUUAGUAUGGUUUGGGAGGGCAAGAAUGUCGUGACAACUAGUCGAAAGAUUAUUGGAGCUAGAAAUCGUUCCGAUUCUGCCCUCGUAACCAUCCGUGGUGACUUUGCCUAUGAAAUUGGGAGGAACGUUAUUCAUGGAAGUGAUUCGGUUGAGAGUGGGAGGAAAGAAAUUGCUCUGUGGUUCCCUGAAGGCCCUGUUAGCUGGGAGAGCAGUCUUCACCCUUGGAUCUACGAGUGAAUGCUUGAUACCCAACA
Molecule: messenger RNA, 425 nt
Organism: Carya illinoinensis
Lineage: Eukaryota; Viridiplantae; Streptophyta; Magnoliopsida; Fagales; Juglandaceae
Product: nucleoside diphosphate kinase B-like
Exons: 3
Coding region: 1-408 (135 amino acids)
Biological process (GO): GTP biosynthetic process; UTP biosynthetic process; CTP biosynthetic process
Molecular function (GO): nucleoside diphosphate kinase activity
Source: RefSeq, a predicted model, not a curated record